Molecule: messenger RNA, 360 nt
Organism: Oldenlandia corymbosa var. corymbosa
Lineage: Eukaryota; Viridiplantae; Streptophyta; Magnoliopsida; Gentianales; Rubiaceae
Source: the annotation of a GenBank genome assembly
AUGGCGAUGGUUACGACGUCGUCGGCGAUAACAUCUUCUUUACUGCCGGCCACCGCCACAGUUUGUAAUCGAAAUCAGCAACCGUCAUUUCUCCAAAACCGAAGCCAUUCGUCCCAGAAACAGAAAAGGGCCGUCUUCAAGGUUCAAGCUGCAAAGCUUCCAGCCGGAGUGGAACUCCCGAAAAAGACGCCAACGUUUAAGCCCCCUGUAGCUGGGUUCACGAGGGUCGCUGAGAUAUGGAACUCCAGAGCUUGUAUGAUUGGCCUAAUUGGCACAUUCAUUGUAGAACUGAUUCUGAACAAGGGGAUACUUCAGAUAAUUGGGGUUGAAGUUGGUAAAGGUCUUGAUCUUCCUCUGUGA